This is a messenger RNA of Wickerhamiella sorbophila, 3879 nucleotides long. RefSeq names its product DNA repair protein RAD50. Gene Ontology annotation, biological process: telomere maintenance via recombination; telomere maintenance via telomerase; double-strand break repair. The transcript has a single exon. Gene Ontology annotation, cellular component: nucleus; Mre11 complex; condensed nuclear chromosome. Gene Ontology annotation, molecular function: G-quadruplex DNA binding; double-stranded telomeric DNA binding; single-stranded telomeric DNA binding. The coding region runs from base 1 to 3879 and encodes 1292 amino acids. The record is from RefSeq and is a predicted model, not a curated record. NCBI's taxonomy places the organism in Eukaryota, Fungi, Ascomycota, Dipodascomycetes, Dipodascales, Trichomonascaceae.
AUGUCGAAUAUUAUAAAGCUCAGCAUUAUGGGUGUUCGUGCAUUCGACAACCAUGAUAGAGAACUUAUAGCAUUUGGUCGGCCGCUCACGCUUAUAGCUGGUCCUAACGGCGUGGGCAAAACCACGAUUAUUGAGUGUCUAAGGUAUGCUACAACUGGUGAUCUACCCCCCAAUUCGAAAGGUGGAGCCUUUGUUCAUGAUCCAAGAAUGUCAGGGGAGCGAGAAGUUCUUGCCCAAGUGAAGCUUUCUUUCUACAGUACUAGUGGGGUUCAAAUGGUUUGCACGAGGUCGAUGCAAUUGACGGUGAAGAAAACAACACAAACAUUCAAAACCUUAGAAGGGCAGCUACUUGCUGUAGUUGGAGAUAAAAAGCAAACAGUUUCUUCGAGAUGUGCAGAUCUAGAUGUUCAAGUUCCAUUCAGUCUCGGGGUGAGCUCAGCUGUGCUAAACUAUGUGAUUUUUUGCCAUCAAGAGGACAGCCUGUGGCCGCUGGCCGAGCCAUCGAUUGUGAAAAAAAGAUUCGACGAGAUUUUUGAAGCUACAAAGUUCACUAAAGCGUUGGACAACCUGAAGACUCUGAAAAAAGACUAUGCUGCAGAUAUCAGGGUUCAAGAAAAGACUACGCAGUAUCUCCAAGCUGAUAAAGAGCGUGCAGAGAAUAUCAAGCUUCGAAUCACUGAACUAUCAGGUACGAUUUCGAACUACGAAUCAGAAUGUGCGACCUUGAAAGAGCAGAUUGAAAGCUCCACAAAGGAACUCAACAAGCUGUUCGAGAUUACACGCAGCUUUGAGCAAAAAUCAAAUCGGUUGUCUCAACUGAGGGAUAAUAAGAAGCAUAUGGCAGGUUCGAUUGAGGUAUUGCUUCGAGGAUUAGAAGUGAUCGAUCUCGAUACAGCCAAAAUUGAACAAGAACUUGAGGCAUAUGAUGCCCAGGAGCAGUCUCUCCAGGAAGCCUACAACGACCUGCAAACUUUGAAGCGACAAAAACAAACCAAGACUCAAGAGUUUCAGCAGGAGUAUUCUAAGCUCAUUUUGAAAAAAGGUAAACUCGAAGCAGAAUAUGAAGACUUCCAACGAAAUCAGGAGAUGUUGCAGCGCUUGACCGCUCAAGUUCAUUCGAAAUAUGGCUCCUCAAGGAAGGACCUAGAGCAGCAACUGUCUGAUAUUCUAGCAGAGUCUUUAUCAAGUUAUGAGCGAGCAAAAACUGACCACCGAGAAGCGGAAAACAGAAUUCAGUCUGAAGUGAACCAAGUCACGGCCACAAAGCUUCAAAUCGAACAACAGCAACUCUCUAAUGAGGCCGAGUUGGAUAGACUAGAGUCUUUGCAGAAGGAAAUUCUUCGUGAUGUCAGUGACCUGGCAUCCAAUCAGACGCAAAAUUCAGUUGAACAUUAUGAAUCCCUUUUGUUAGAGUACCAAGAAAAAGUGGUACAGAGUCGUAAAAAACUCGAGGAACUCACGAAUAAAGGUGAAGUUGAGCAGGAAAAACUUAACAAUUUAUCUUUGCAAGCCCAAAUUGAAUCUUUGAAUAGAUCUCUGAGCAAAGCUACCUUACAUUUUAGUGAACAUUCAAAGCUCUUGGUUCUCAAAGAAAAUGCUGAAAAGAAAAGAAAUACACUAGAAAGUAUGCAGCAUACUCUGCAACCAGACUUUGAGCGAAUCAUGGGUAAAAGAUUCCUCGUUGACAACAUUGAGAAAGAUUUCACUACUCAAAAAGAGUUGAUUUCUCAGAAUCUUGACUCCAGUUUGAAGGAGCUCCAAGCUCUUUCGGAAAGAGUCAGUGUCCUAGAGUCUAGUGAAAAUGCUAAGAACGCUGACGUCAAGAGCCUUGAGAGCCAGGCAGAUUCAAUCAAACAACAUAUAGAGCGAGAGAUUGGAGGACCCAUUACCUCUUUCGACGAUCUUCUGGAUGAAGUGGAAGAAGAUCUUCAUGUGGCUACUCAGAAUUCAGAACAAAGCUCUUUCACGGCUCAGUUUUACGAAGCUGCCAAAGCCAAUGCUAGCUCCAGCCACUGUUGCCUUCUAUGUCAGAGAUCCAUGACUGAUAGUGAAAAAUCACAGUUUGAAGAGUUUUUGACCGAGAAAAUUAAACAAAUGCCUCUCACCAAAGAAGAGGCUGAACUCGCGCUCAAAGAAACGAGUCAGGAAGCAGCAAAACUGAGAAAUUUGAAACCUCAGCAAGCGCGGUUCAAGGAGCUAACGGAAAUCGAGAUACCAACUGCCGAAAGACAGCUCGCAGACAUUGUGCGAAAAUGCUCUGACGAGAAAGUCGAACACGAAAAAGUUCUCAAUAGAGUGGAAGAGUUUAAGGCGGAGCGUGCUAAGCUCGACAGCUUGCAAAAAAGCGUUCGUGAAAUUGCCCAAACCGCGACGGAUCUCAAUAUGAUCAACUCAGAGAUUGAUGUACUGACAGAUCCUGCAGUUGUCGACGAGAUUGAGACGCCUCAGGUAAUUCAGCAAAAGUUGGAAGAUGUAAACGAGAAGUUCCGACGCUCACAGCGUAAACUGCAAGAAUUUUCAGACGCAGAAGCGUUCGCGAAAGAGGAAAUUACAAAAUGGACUAACCUUGUCAAUAAACAACAACUUCAGCUCAAGGAUUUGCAGCUUGAGGAGCAAGAUAUCAAAGUGAAACAGGGUAAACUUAGUGAACUCAGAAUCCAGCUGGAUCGACUACGCGAGGAACCUGAGAAGCUCAAAUCCAAGCUGUCUGCAGCCCUUGGGGAACUGUCCUCAUCAGAAGAAAAGCUUAGGAUGGCCAAAAUCAACUCGGCCAAAAUCGAGAAGGAACUUUCCUCAGCACAAACAGAUGCUCAGGCCCUUCUUGGCGAUUGCACUCGACUAAAAACGAAAAUUAAAGCGUUCGAGACUAACUUUGGGAAAACGCCACUAAAGGAAAUCAGCGAUGCAAUCGAACAGAUACAAAAGUCUCUUGAAACGGAGUCUGCAGAAAUCAAUGAUCUUGAGGAUAAGCUCAUAGCAGCUGAUCGGCGUAUUACCGACUUUCGUGGCCAGAAGCGGGUGCUUCAAGACAACCUGCAACUCCGAAAAUACCGUGAAGAGAUUGAAAGGUUUGGGUCAGCUAUUGACGAGCUAGAGAAAGAGUUGGCUGAAAACCAGAAAGACGACUACGAGCGUCAAACACUAGCUCUUCAAGACGAAUGCGCAAAGCUCAACUCUGUUUACGCGAGUAAACUAGGAGAAAUCAAACAACUUGAAGAACAAGUAUUGCGCUCUCAAAAGGAACUUGAAACAGACUACGCAACUGUCCAGGAGGAUUCCCGAAGAGCCACUGUGAAACUCGAAUCUACCGUGGUUGCAACCGAUGAUCUCACAAAGUACUGGCGUGCUCUUGAUGCUGCAAUCAUGAAGUAUCAUUCUGUCAAAAUGCUCGAAAUUAACAGAGUUUUGGACGAAUUGUGGAAGAAAACAUACAAAGGAACCGAUGUGGAUACGAUCAUGAUCAAAGGUGAAAGUGAAGGUAAAGGCGCCCGAGCUUAUAACUAUCGGGUUUGUAUGGUCAAGCAAGACACAGAACUUGAUAUGAGAGGAAGAUGCUCUGCAGGUCAGAAAGUAUUAGCUUCUGUGAUUAUUCGCUUAGCCUUGAGUGAAUGCUUCGGGGCCAGCUGUGGCCUUAUUGUUCUCGACGAACCCACUACGAACCUUGAUCGUGACAAUAGCGAAGCACUUGCGAGAAGUUUAUCAACCAUUAUCGAGUCCCGCCAAGCGCAGCGAAAUUUCCAGUUGAUUGUAAUUUCUCAUGACGAGCACUUUUUGAGCUGCAUGAACGCUUCGGCAUAUUGUGACCACUUUUAUCGUAUAGACCGUGACAUGCGGCAAAUGUCUAAAAUUGAUAGGCUUCCGAUCGGAAUGCUUCAAUGA